This is a messenger RNA of Thrips palmi, 7421 nucleotides long. RefSeq names its product CAP-Gly domain-containing linker protein 1-like. Gene Ontology annotation, cellular component: cytoplasm; microtubule plus-end; nucleus. Lineage: Eukaryota; Metazoa; Arthropoda; Insecta; Thysanoptera; Thripidae. Gene Ontology annotation, biological process: cytoplasmic microtubule organization. The record is from RefSeq and is a predicted model, not a curated record. Gene Ontology annotation, molecular function: microtubule plus-end binding.
AUGUCGAGCGCCGCGAGCGUGUCCAGUGUCGCGAGCGUCGGGAGUUCCGCGGGCUCCGAGCGGUCCGAGCGCUCCGGGAGGUCCAUGCCGCCGCCGUCCAAGCUGCCGGGGCUCGCGAAGGCGACCGUCGCCAAGCCGUCGGGCAUCAAGCCGCCGGGCGCCACCACCAGCAGGCUGCCGGGGAGCAAGCUGCCGUCCAGCCUCGCCGGCAGCAACAGCAGCAUCGCCAGCGUCACCAGCACGGCCAGCACCGCGUCCAGGGUGGGCCGCCUGUGCGACGGCCACGGCAGGAAGGCCGCCACCCCCACCACGCCCACGCAGAACGGCCCCACGGCCAACGCCAUCCGCAAGCUGAGCGAUGACUUCGCGCGCGGCACCAAGCUUUCAGACCUAGACGACCCGGUGGCCGAUGCCUACGCCGCCCUGUCCGGCCGGCGGCGCAGUUCCGACAGACGAUCCUCCAGUGGCACCGAGAGCGCAUGGGACUUCCGUCGCCUCAGCGAGGCCGGGGUGCGUCGAGCCUCAGACGCGAGCGCGGUGCUGACGGAGGACACGGACAGCUUCAUCAUCGGCGAGCGUGUGUGGGUGGGCGGCAGCAAGCCGGGGCGCCUGGCGUACAUCGGGGACACGCAGUUCGCGCCCGGGGAGUGGGCCGGCGUGGUGCUGGACGACGCCAUCGGCAAGAACGAUGGCUCGGUGGGCGGCGUCCGCUACUUCCAGUGCGAGCCCAAGAAGGGCGUCUUCUCGCGACUCACCCGGCUGACGCGCUACCCGCUGCCCGAGUCGGCACUCGCCGCCCUGUCGUCCUCCGUGCUCACGUCCCCGACGACGCCCGUGGCGCGCAAGACCGCCCCCAGCCUGGCCGCCACCCCCAAGGCCGCCCCCAAGUCCGCCUCCCCCACCCCCACGCUGUCGCCGACGGGCAGCGUGCGCAGCCUGGCCGGCGCCGAGCUCAAGCUGGGCGAGCGCGUCAUCGUCAUGAGCAGCCAGACGGGCUCCAAGGCGGGCAUCCUGCGCUACAAGGGCCCCACCGCCUUCGCCUCGGGCGAGUGGUGCGGCGUGGAGCUGGACGAGCCCAUCGGCAAGAACGACGGCGCGGUGGCCGGCACCAGGUACUUCGACUGCCAGCCCAAGUUCGGGUUGUUCGCGCCCGCCCACAAGGUGAGCCGCAGCCCCGCGCCCAAGCGGCUCUCCACGGCCAACUGCAAGGUGCACCACCGGCCCGGCCUGCACGGCAGCAGGGAGAGCCUCUCCUCCAUCGUCUCGGCGCGCUCCUCCAUUGGCGGCGACUGGCUGGGGUCAUGCCCCACAUCGUGCAAUUGCACCAUCCACCUAAAUUCACUCCCCAAAUACAAAUUUGCCGCCUCGAGGUCCAGUCACGGUUCGUGCAACUGCACCGCCCACCUGCUCAAAACCGCCUCUCCUGCCCUGCGAUCCACCCCGACCAGUUCAACCCUUCGGUCUGGUCUCCAGGAGACGUUAAAAGAAAAGGAGGCACACAUCGAUCAGCUGCUGAAGGAGCGCGACUUGGAGCGAGCAGAGAUCACCCGCGCGGCUAGCCAGGCCGACCACGCCGAGCAAGCCCUGGCCGUCCUCAAGAAUGAGUACCAGCAGUACCGCGCCGAGUCCGAGGAACGCAGGCAGCGGCUGGAGACGGAGGCCGGCGACCUGCGGCAGCAGCUGGAGGACCUGCAGUUCCGCGUCGAGGAGGAGGCCAUCGCCCGGGCCGAGGCCGCCGACGCCAAGCCCGAGGACGCCUCCGUCAGCCCCGAGAAGGUCGCCGAGCUGGAGAAGCAGCUCGCCGAGGAGCGCGAGCAGGCGGAGGACAAGCUGUUCGAGGCCGAGGAGGCCCUGACGAGACUGAAGGAUGAGCUGGAGAAGAACAAGACUGAGGCCAAGGAGGCCCACGACCAGCUGGUGGCGCGCGACGCGGUGCAGCAGGGCCAGCUCAUGGAGCUCCGCGAGCAGCUCAAGGUGCUGUCCGCCGAGCAGGGCGGCCAGGUGCAGGACCUCAUGGCCAAGCUGCAGGCCAAGGAGGAGUCGUCGCAGGAGCAGGCCAAGCACAUCGCCGACCUGGAGGCCGCGGUGGUGGACCUCAGGGCGCAGGUGGCCGUCAAGGACACGGCCGCGGCCGAGGCGCAGGCGCAGGUCGCCGCCACGGAGACGGCCUCCAACGCCGUCAAGGCGCAGGUCGCCGCGCUGCAGGCCGAGCUGGCCGAGCAGAAGAAGGCCGCCGCCGAGCUGGCGGACCAGGUCGCCGCCAAGGCCGCGGCCGCGGAACAGCUCGCCGGCCAGGUCGCCGCCAAGGAGGGCUCGGCCGCGGAGCUCGCGGCUCGACUCGAGGCCCUGGACGGCGAGCUGGCCAAGCAGAGGGCGGCGGCGGAGCAGGGCGCCGCCUCGCUGGCGGACAGGGACGCCGAGGUGGCGCGCCUCAACGCGCUCAUCGAGCAGCUCAACUCGACGCAGGGCGAGCAGGCCGCCGGCAUGACCAAGGCCCUGCAGCAGCGCGGCGAGGAGGUGGCCGCGCUCGAGGCCAAGCUGCGGCAGGCGGAGACCGCCAGGGAGCAGGAAGCCGCCGCCGCGGCGGAGGCAGCCAAGGCCCUGCAGCAGGCCAAGAGCGAGGCGGUGGCCGCGCUGGAGGCCAAGCUGCAGCAGCUUACUGAGGCAAGCGCCAAGGAUGCUGCCACCGCUGCCGAGAAGCUCCUGAGCCUGGAGCAAGUCAAGACGGAGGCGGUGGCCGCGCUGGAGCAGAAGCUGCAGGUUCAGACCGAGGCCAGCGCCAAGGAGGCAGCCGCCCUGGCCGACAAGCUGCAAGCCCUGGAGCGCGCGCGCGCCGAGGAGGUGGCCGCUCUCAACGACCGCCUGCAGGUCGCCGAGUGCGCCAAGACGGAGGGGGUGUCCGCGGUGGAGGCCAAGAUGCAGCAGAUGCUCGAGGACAAGGACAAGGCUAGGGCCGCGGACGUCGCCGCCCUCGAGGCCAAGAUGAAGCAGCUGGGCGAGGACAAGGACAAGGCCAGGGCCGAGGAAGUCGCCGCCCUCGAGGCCAAGAUGCAGCAGCUGUCUGACACCAAGGACAAGGCCAGGGCCGACGACGUGGCCGCGCUAGAGGCACAGCUGCAGAAGGUGUCCGAGGCCAAGGCCGAGGAAACGUCCGCGCUCGAGGCCAAGCUUCAGAAAGAGUCGUCUGCCAGGGCCGAAGAGGUGGCGGCGCUGGAAAGCAAACUCCAGCAACUGUCGGUCUCCAAAGACGAAGCGGUGGCCGCGCUGGAGAGCAAGCUGCAGCAGCUCGAGGCCGCCAAGCAGGGCGACGUGUCCGCCGUGGAGGCCAAGCUGCAGCAACUGUCCACCGCCAAGGGCGAGGAGGUGGCCGCCCUCUCGGAGCAGCUGCACGCGCUGGAGCGCGCCAAGGCGGACGCCGACAAGGAGGCCGCGCGGCUGGCGGCGCUCUUGGAGGAGGCCAAGGCCCAGGCCGAGGAGAGGGUCGCCGCCCGCGACGCCAAGAUCGCCGACCUGGAGACCAAGGGCCGCGGCGAGCGCGCCAAAGCGCAGCUGGAGGAGGAGGCCGCCAAGAAGGUGGCCGAGGUCGGCCGGCUGCAAGAAGACCUCGCAGCGGAGCGAAGCAAGUCGGAGGGUCUUCAGGGCCGCGUGUCCGAACUGGAACUCCAGCACGGCGAUGUGGAACGGGCGCUGGCCGCCUCACAGGAGAAGUGCGCGCAACUGUCGCAGGCUAAGGCCAAGCUGGAGGAGGACUUGGUGGCCAGUUCCAGCGACUCGUCCAGCCAGCUGAGUGGGCUCAUGGACUCGCUCCGCGCCAAGGAGGCCGAGCUGGAGGCCGAGCGCGCGGCGGGGGAGAGCCGCCUGCAGGAGGCGCGGAAGGAGGCGCAGGCGGCGCGACUCAACGGGGAGCGCCUGGAAGAGGCACUGCGUCAGCACGAGCAGGAACGGGAACACGAACGGGCCGACGCCGUCGCCGCCGCGCAGGCCGCCCAGGCCAACGCGGACAAGGCCGAGGAGAAGAUAGCCGGCCUGGAGAAGCAGCGCCGCGACGCCGAGGCGGCCGCCGAACAGUUGCAACAGAAGCUGCAGGACGCGGAGCGCGAAGCGGCCGCCCGACAGGACCAGGUCGCCUCGCUGGCCGCCCAGGUGGAGGACGCACAGCGCCUCCUCAAGGAGGCCAAGACCGCCGCCGAGCACGCCGAGCAGAAGCUGCAGAAGGACGUCGCCGACGUGCAGGCGCGCCUCGACAAGGCGGUCGAGACCGCGGCCAAAGACGGCGCCAGGGCCGAGGCCGCGGUGGCCGAGAGGGACGCCGCCCUGGCCGAACUGAGGGACAGCCUGGCCGCCCAGGAGGUGCAGGCCAGCGAGCUGAAGGCGCGCGUCGAGACGCUGUCGUCGCAGCUGCAGCAGAGCCAAGCGCUGCUCAAGGAGGACCAGGCCGCGCGGGAGUCGCAGGUGCAGGAACUCACGAAGCAGCUCCAGGACAGCGAGGCCGCGCUCAAGGAGGCCCACGCUGCCCGAGAGUCCCAGGUGCAGAAGCUCGACGCUCACGUGCAGUCCCUGGAAGCCAAACUCCAAGACGCCCUCGUCUCGCACGAGUCGGAGGUGCAGGGCCUCAGGGCCCAGCUGCAGCAGGCCGAAGCUUCGCUCAAAGAGAGCCGAGCCAGUCAAGGCUCGCAAGUGCAGGCCCUCACUUCGCAAGUGGAGGCGUUGUCGUCCCAGGUUGAAGGCGCCAACGCGCAGCUGCAGGAGAGCAGAGCCAGCCUGGACAGCCAGGCGAGUGAACUGCGCGCGCUGGCGGACACUCUCCGCGCCAAGGAGGCCGAGUUGGAGUCGGAGCGCGCUGCAAGCGAAGCCCGCCUACAAGAAGCCCUCAAGGAGGCUCAGAAGACUCAACAGAACGCGGACCGUCUGCAGCAGGCACUCAGUCAGCUCGAGCAGGAGCGCGAGAAGGAACAGGGCGACGCGCGCGCUGCCGCCCAGGCCAACGCGGACAAGGCCGAGGAGAAGAUAGCCGGCCUGGAGAAGCAGCGCCGCGACGCCGAGGUGGCCGCCGAACAGUUGCAACAGAAGCUGCAGGACGCGGAGCGCGAAGCGGCCGCCCGACAGGACCAGGUCGCCUCGCUGGCCGCCCAGGUGGAGGACGCACAGCGCCUCCUCAAGGAGGCCAAGACCGCCGCCGAGCACGCCGAGCAGAAGCUGCAGAAGGACGUCGCCGACGUGCAGGCGCGCCUCGACAAGGCGGUCGAGACCGCGGCCAAGGACGGCGCCACGGCGGAGGCCGCGGUGGCCGAGAGGGACGCUGCCCUGGCCGAGCUGAGGGACAGCCUGGCCGCCCAGGAGGUGCAGGCCAGCGAGCUGAAGGCGCGCGUCGAGACGCUGUCGUCGCAGCUGCAGCAGAGCCAAGCGCUGCUCAAGGAGGACCAGGCCGCGCGGGAGUCGCAGGUGCAGGAACUCACGAAGCAGCUCCAGGACAGCGAGGCCGCGCUCAAGGAGAGCCGUGCCAGCCAGGGCUCGCAGGUGCAGUCCCUCGCCUCGCAGGUGGAGUCGCUGUCGUCCCAGGUGCAGAGCCUGACAUCGCAGCUGCAGCAGAGCGAGGCCGCGCUCCAAGACAGCCGCGCCAGCCGGGACAGCCAGGACGGCCAGGCCAAGGAGCUGCGCGCGCAGGUGGACGCGCUCACCGCGAGUCUGCAGGCGGGCGCCGCGGAGCAGGCCAAGCUGGUCCAGCUGCACCAGAAGCUGGAGGCGGAGCACGCGCAGGCCCAACUCAACGCACAGUCCCUCUCCCAGCAGCUCAACGGCGUCCUCAAGCAGCUGGCGGACGCGCAGGCCGAAGCAGACACCGAGCGAAUGCGUUCUGAGGAUUUGUUGGCCCUGCUAGCCUCUGCCAAUGAUGCCAAGGAGGACGCUCAGCAAGUGUUGGAGUCCCAGUUAAGACAACGUGAAGAAGAGCUCAAAGCCACAAAGCAGGAAUCUCAAAUUCUUUUGAAGACCAUAAACAAGGAGAAAGAAUGUUUGGAAGAAAGAUUAUCUGUCAUGAAAUCGUCUGUUUUGCAAUCAGAAACCAAUGCUAACAGUGCAGACCCUGCUCACCAGCGCCUCUUGGAAGAAAGAGAAGCUGCUCAAGGACAGGUUGACUUCCUUAAUUCAAUUAUUGUUGACAUGCAGCGCAAAAACGAUGAAUUGAAAGCUCGUGUUGAACUAUUAGAAACUGGUAUCUCAACAGCAGAUGUCGAUGAGCUAGAACUUAAUAACAUAAAGCCUAGAAUGGUGGCACCUCGUCUUUUCUGUGACAUAUGUGAUGAAUUUGAUCUUCAUGACACAGAGGAUUGUCCAACACAAUGCAACGAUGUUGCGCCCACAGCAGGUGCUCGUAAGCUGCCAGGCAGUAAUGCAACUGAGCGACCCUAUUGUGAUAAUUGUGAAGUUUUUGGCCAUCAUACAGAAGAUUGUGAUGAUGCUGAGACAUUUUAGGUAAUUUAUGUUAUAUUAUAAAAUUGUAUUUCGAAUCUGCUGUUCCUCAGUUAUCAAGUGAAGAAUAACUGUCUUCCGUUAUGUUUUUUUUUUAAUGUGUGAUUGUAACACUUGAUGCUUUGAUGCUGAAUCAUUGAUAUUGGCUGACUAUGGUUUCCACCAACUUCCAUAAGCUAGGUGUAUUUGAAUUGUUUGCAUUUUGAUGUAACAUAUUGUACAGUAUUUAUUUCUGUAAUAUAUCUAGCAAGUGGCUGUCAGUCAGUAAAACGUCCGCUCUUCAGAAAUUCUUGUCUUAUUUACUGUAUUUCUGAAGAUAAUUAUUCUUUUGUGAUCUGUUUAUUAACUUAGGCAGUUAAUCUGUGAUUUGAACUCUUAUACAUGCUUUGGGAUUUAUGGAUUGUUGAUGAAUGCAUUUUGUUCAUGUUUUGAAUGUUUUAAACAAGUUGUUGCUUUCCUUGGCUCUACUUCAUCUAUAAAGAGACCAGCUGUCUGGUAACAAAGUUACUCAAUGUAAACUCUAAAUGCAUUUUUAUUGUGCUCCAUUUGCUUACUUAAUGUUAUUCUGUAAUUGAUACUUUUACAGAAAAUAUUCAGCUAUGUUGCUGUCUGUAAUUAUUUGUGUAGGUUUUAAUAGUUAUGUGUAGCAUUAUACAUAUUUAUACAUAUUCAAAUGUGAUAAAUUAGACUCAGUGAGGUGGAUCAAUUUUGCCAUUAGUCAGAUCCUCGAGUACGUAGCAAAUGAACUGUAGGAGGAAACGUUGAUGUAUUGCAGUGACUGAUCAAAACUGUGCCCAAAUUUAGGAAAAAUUCAAUGAAAGAUUGUUUGGAGACAGUUUUCAACAUUUUCAUAACUCCUUUGUUUUCUAAUGCUGUAGGACUCUGUCAAAUUAAAUUUAAGGGUACAUCUGCAGUCCAAUUUUGCAAAAGCAUAAAUAAAAGUAUUUUUGAAA